UGACAUAGCAAUGUUGAAAGUUUCAAAAUGGCUGCUCAAGGCAACAUUGAAUCUCUGAUACAACAAAAGGUUUUAGAAGCUGCAAGUAUUGUAGAAGAACAAGUAGAUUCAGAAUUAAACCGGCUUGAAAACUUAAAAGAAGACGACAUUGAUAUGGUGCGAGAAAGACGUCUACAACAACUAAAAAAGCAGCAAGAAUUAAAACAAGAAUUGCGACAGAAAGGCCAUGGGGAAUACACGGCAGUAGCUGAGGAAAAAGAUUUCUUCUCAGCUUGUAAAGAAAGUGAUAAAGUCAUCUGUCAUUUCUAUCGUGAUAGUACAUGGAGAUGUAAGAUUGUGGAUAAACAUCUCGCAACUCUGGCCCCAAAACAUAUAGAAGCGAAGUUUAUAAAAAUUGAUGCUGAAAAGAGUCCAUUCCUUGUGAAGCGGCUUCGAGUUGUGGUUUUACCGACCAUUGCCCUCAUUAAAGAUUCCAAAACUGUUGAUUUUAUUGUUGGUUUUGAUGAUCUCGGAGGCAGUGAUGAUUUUCCAUGUGAAAUGUUAGAAUGGAGAAUUGCAUGUGCAGGUGUGAUUGACUACAGCGGAGAUAUUAGUCAACCUCCGAACUUUAAAAAUCCAAACUCAACCAAAAAGUUAUUCCAUCAACAAAAGAAAAUCAUCCGUGGUGGCGAUGACUCUGAUGAAGAUUCAAACUAGUUCAAUACAUAGAAACUAGAUAUCUUAGUUUUACUAUUUUACUCAUAAUGUUCCAAGAUGUUAUUAUAUUUGAAGAGUGAUUAAACUAAUAUGCUAAUAUUAUGAAUAUAACUGUGUUUAAAAUAUAUUAAUAUACUGAUGUAUACAGUAAGUGCUUUUGACUUUAAUUACUAUAUUGAUUUAGCCCUGAAAUAAAUGAAAUUAGGUUAACAAGGCUCGAUAUAAUUUUUUCAAGUUGAUUGGCCAAAAAUACCCAACAAUUUAGUCCAUGUGAAAACUAGCUUAUUCCAUAUAAUAAUAGGAUGAAUGAGUAAAUAUUUUGGGC
Paramuricea clavata is the source of this 1021-nucleotide messenger RNA. NCBI's taxonomy places the organism in Eukaryota, Metazoa, Cnidaria, Anthozoa, Malacalcyonacea, Plexauridae. The record is from the annotation of a GenBank genome assembly.